AUGAACGGGGCCAAAGUGCGAGGAGCGUCCCUCCCUAUAGCGGACGGCAGACGUCGUGGCGGAGCAUCAGAGUCCGGAAGGGUGGACGGCGAUGGUAGGUGGAAGAAAUCGUUUGAAAACAGUACUGGGAGAAGCAGAAGAAUGACGCCGGCUACGUUUGUGGACGAGAACGGUACGUGUGGGAAAACGUCGCCAACACUGCGAGGGCGAAAAGUCGGAACGGGACAGACGCGAAAGAGGUGGACGAAAACAAACGACUGA
Molecule: messenger RNA, 261 nt
Organism: Macrosiphum euphorbiae (potato aphid)
Lineage: Eukaryota; Metazoa; Arthropoda; Insecta; Hemiptera; Aphididae
Source: the annotation of a GenBank genome assembly